Periophthalmus magnuspinnatus is the source of this 2721-nucleotide messenger RNA. It is a transcript of the gene tgfbr2l, whose product is annotated as transforming growth factor beta receptor-like. NCBI's taxonomy places the organism in Eukaryota, Metazoa, Chordata, Actinopteri, Gobiiformes, Gobiidae. Gene Ontology annotation, cellular component: plasma membrane; signaling receptor complex. The transcript has 8 exons. Gene Ontology annotation, molecular function: SMAD binding; type I transforming growth factor beta receptor binding; ATP binding. Bases 15 to 1898 code for a protein of 627 amino acids. The record is from RefSeq and is a predicted model, not a curated record. Gene Ontology annotation, biological process: cellular response to growth factor stimulus; protein phosphorylation; transforming growth factor beta receptor signaling pathway.
AACAGACUUAUACCAUGGUUCGGUGCAAGACGUCCCGGGUUGGAAUCCUGUUUUUUCUAAGUCUAUGCCUGUUCGCGGUGGAGGGCUUUACUCACCUGAGCUUUAACGUCUGUCGCUGGUGUGAAGUGUCUAGUCCAAUCUGCAGAGACAGUGUUUGUGUGAGCAACUGCAACCUCUCCUCCUUCUGUUCCAGCACUGAGGAGAUCUGCUUCGCAAUAUGGAGGAAAUCCAACGACACCAUGACAGUGCAGACCAUGUGUCACCACCCCGCUGUGCCUCUAGAGGGUGUGGAGCCUGCGGUGCUCCUGAAUGUCAGCUCCAGAGAGUGCCACAUGGUUCCCCAGCCAACAGCAGAGGGCGCUAGGAUGGUGUGUGGCUGCAAAGGAGAGCACGAAUGCAACGACAGGCUCAUCUUUGACAAAGGGGCCAACGGUUUCUCCAAGCUGCAGAGUAAGGAGGUGAUCCCGGUGGUCCUGGUCAGUCUGGUGCCUCUUGUUUUGGUGGCUUUAGUCGCUUCUGUUGCCUUUUACAUCUAUCGCACCCGACGCUUUGGUAAGCCCGGCCCUCCAGCACGCCCCGAGUGGCCUGGCAAACCUUCCCACGAGUUGUACCAAGCCCUGGACCCCAACUGUGAACGCCAAGUAGAAUGUGGACAAAGCAUCACCAGUUCUUUACAACAAAUUGAACACUCCAAUGCAAAAGUACCAGCUAUUCACAAUGGUAUCAGAGAUUCAAUACAAUGGCAAGGAAAACUGACAACACCUCUACCGAUUAAACUUGAAAGUUUAGUUGGAAAAGGCAGGUUUGCAGAAGUCUGGAGAGGUCGUUUGGUUCAAAGUGACAAAAUGAAUUCUUACGAAACGGUAGCAGUCAAAGUUUUUCCCGCCAUGGAGUACGCAUCAUGGAGAAAUGAAUGUUCGAUUUUCUCAGAUCCAAAAGUCCAGCAUGAAAAUAUAGUGACUUUUUUGGCUGCAGAGGAAAGGGGUGGGCCAGGACACACCCACAGGAAGUACUGGCUGGUUUUGGCCUACCACAGCCUUGGAAAUCUCCAGGAGUUUCUAACAGAGAAUACUCUAAGCUGGGAGGAGCUGAUAUCGAUGUCUGGCAGCGUUGCGAAAGGGUUAGCGCAUCUUCAUAGUGAUGCCACGUCAACAGGAGUCCCCAAGGUGCCUAUCGCCCAUCGAGACCUGAAGAGCAGUAACAUUGUGGUGAAGAGCAGACAGGACUGUGCUCUGUGUGACUUUGGUUUGGCUUUGAGACUGGACAUGUCCCUCACUGUGGACGAUUAUGCCAACAGCGGACAGGUGGGCACAGCGCGGUACAUGGCCCCUGAGGUUCUGGAGUCCCGGGUGAACCUGGAGGACCUGGAGGCGUUUAAACAGAUAGAUGUUUACUCCAUGGCUCUGGUGCUGUGGGAGAUGGGCUCGCGCUGUCAGGCCAUCGGAGAGGUAAAGAACUAUGAGCCUGCAUUUGGGUCCAAAGUCUGUGAUCAGCCGUGUGUGGACAGUAUGAGAGACCUGGUUCUGAGAGACAGAGGGAGACCAGAGAUCCCCACAGCCUGGACACAGCACCAGGGCAUGAGUGUGUUCUGCUCCACCAUCACUGAAUGCUGGGACCACGACCCUGAAGCGCGUCUCACUGCUCACUGUGUGGUCGAAAGAUUCACGGCAAUACAAAAUGAGGAGGAAACAGACAGACUAAACCAGGACUCAAACCAGGACUUAAACCAAGAACAGGUCCGAGAGGGAUCUGAACUCACCACAGACAUGGGCCAAAACCAGGAAAACUCUCGGGACAAGGACUCAGACGUUCAAACUGACAGCCUUUCUUCCUUCCAGGACACAGAGACACAGGGGGAUAGUGCAGAGCUGCCCCGUCUUGUUACUUCUAUAGUGUAAAAAUUUCAAAAGCUAAGGACCAAACAAGGACUUCAGUAAUAAAGCUAAAUAAUGCUACAAGAUUAAUCGUAAUUGAAACGGAAUCGCAAUUUUAAUGAAUGCAAGUCCCAUAAUUUCCUCGACAAACCACAAAAUCUCUGCUAAGCUUGUUGUUCAGAUCUGUACAAACAUAUUCUGAAAUAUGAUUCUUGUAUUAGUUCGUCAGUUAAUAUUUCAAUAUUUUUUGUCAAUUCCCCUAAAUGCGUUUAAAAUGUGAAUUUAUAACAGAAUCCUAUACAAUUUAAAUCAAAAAUCGAAUGCUUGUCAGAUAGAAAUGAGAUAUUUUUCCCAAAUUGUGCACCUUUAAUAAACACCAUAAUUUGAAGCACCUUAAAUGAAUAAAUUAUGCCUAUCUAUGUAAAUUCAGGUUCACCCCUACUACUGCCUACUUGCUUCUCUAGUGAAAUCAAAAUGUAACGAUUCAGAUAACACAUUGCAGAUUGCAUACAGAUUUUUUUUGACCUUACAAGAGGAGAAGUAUGGUGCAUCAUCAACUAAAGCCAAACCCAGUGUUUUAUCUGUUUAUUUAUAGCUAAUUAAAUCAACAAAAUCAAUUUUCCUGCCAUUUUCAUCUAGCCACACCACAAAAUAUGUAACGUGAAAAAAAUACUUACCCCCACCUUAAUUAAACAAAUCAAGAAUAUAUAGCGGCAUGUGAUGUUGGAUGAUAAACUAAACUACCAAAUAUUUUUUGACUAUUGAGUGUUUGCUGCUUUUUUACAUAAAAACUUAAACAGCUACAUCUCAUAUAUGUGCUACUUCUGCUGGCAGAAACAGACAGUGC